Triticum turgidum subsp. durum (durum wheat) is the source of this 2460-nucleotide messenger RNA. The record is from the annotation of a GenBank genome assembly. NCBI's taxonomy places the organism in Eukaryota, Viridiplantae, Streptophyta, Magnoliopsida, Poales, Poaceae.
AUGGCGAGACCCACGAACUGCGAUCUGGUCCUCGAGCUCCAGAACGUGUCCCUGGACACCCUCUUCCUCAUCGUCCUCCAGGCCGUCGUCGUCAUCGCCCUCGGCAAGUUCAUCCACCUCUCCCUCCGCCGCCACAACCAGCCCAGCGCCAUCUCUCAGAUCCUUGCGGGGAUCAUGGUGGGGAGCCUGGGGCUGCACGAGGUGAUCGUGCACGUGGCCGUGGUGAACGUGGAGGACACGUACGGGUGGUACGUCUCCCAGGCGCGCAUCUUCUACAUGUUCUACGUCGGCCUCGACGCCGACCUCGCCUCGCUCUGGAACGACAAGCACCGCUGCACCAUCGCCACCUACGCCAGCGUCGCCACCUGCCUGCUCCUCGCCGCCUUCGUCUCCGGGGGCCUGUACGGCAGCAUGAUGCACACCCCCGUCCGCUCGCCCGAGCUGCUCGCCGCCGUGCUCAUGCUCACGCUCGCCAACACCUCCUCCGUCGACGUCUCCCGGAUGGCCGCCGAGCUCGGCCUCACCGCCACCGCCACCGGCCGCCUCGUCGUCGGCGCCGCCAUCGCCACCAACGUCAUCUGCAUCGUCGGGGAGGGCGUCUUCUCCUGCAUGAAGCUGGCGUCCGGAAGGACCCCAGGGUACAGCGCGUCCCAGCGGCUCGGGCUCGGCGUGCUGGCGCUCUUCAAGGUCGGCCUCGCGCUCGCGCUGCUCCGGCCAGCCGUGGAGUUCAUGAACCGGCGCAACGCGGGGCGGCACCGCAUCGGGAACUGGGAGCUGGCGCUCAUCCUCAUCGCCGUAUCCUACAUCGGCGACUUCCCGCGCCGCGUCGGCUUCGACGGCAUGCCGGCGAGCCUCGUGCUGGGGCUGGCGUUCCCCAGGGAGGGCCCCGUGGCGAGGACCGUCACGCACGCGCUUGCGUACCCGCUGCACGCGCUGGCCCUGCCCUUCUAUUUCGGGACCAUGGGGAUGCGGCUCAACUUCAGCGCCAUGUCCGGCGCCGUCGUCGUGCCCGCCGUCCUCCUCACCAUCCUCGGUCUCGUCGGCAAGUGCGCAGGCACCAUGGGCGCUGCCAGGUUCCUCCACAUGCCGCUCGGGGACGCCGCGCGCCUCGGCGUCAUCCUUAACAUCAAGGGCCACGUCAACAUGAUCGACAUGAGCUUCGCCAGCUCCGAGGGGAUUUGGGCGGAGCAGGCGCUCAUGGCCAUGGUGAUGGGCAGCAUGAUCAGCACCGUCAUCGCGGGGCCGGUGUUCGCCGUUGUGUACCGCAGGGAGAGGGAGGCGUAUCUGAGCAACGGCCACAGGACGCUGGAGCGGCUGGUCCCGGACCAGGAGGAGGAGCUGCGGAUGCUCGCCUGCGUGCACGGAGCACGCGCCACGCCGGCGAUGCUCAGCCUCGUCGAGCUGCUGGCGAGCAAGCCCGCCGUGCAGCCCGCUGUGCAUGUCCUGCACUUCUACGACGCCGUGAGCAAGCACGCACGCGCGGGCACCGGCGGCGCCAAACGCUACCACGAGCGGGUCCAGAUCGACAGCGACAAGCACUGGGACCGCAUGAACGACGCCGCCACGCAGGUGAACUGGACCGUCGACCUGUUCGCCUCCAUCACCGGCCUCGUCAUCCGGCAGAUCGACAAAGGCGACCGCGGCCCCGUCACGAACCUGAAGACCAUCCGCCGCUGCGCGGAGGAGGUCCACGCCGACGUCCUAAUCGUGCCCUACCACAAGGAGCAGCACUACUACGGCAAGAUGUCCUGCCGGUCGGAGGAUCGCCGCCAGCUCAACCUGAACGUGCUCGAGCGCGCGCCGUGCACCACCGGCAUCCUCGUCGACCGCCCGUUCCGGAGAGGCGGCACCAGCUUCCAGCUACCGACGAAGAUAUCCACGAGCGAGGAGACGCUGGGCAACUGGCGGGAAGACCGGGCCACCGCGCCGACGCACGUGGCGGCUGUCUUCCUCGGCGGGCCGGACGACCGCGAGGCCGUGGCCCUCGCCUGCCGCCUCGCCAAGAAUGAGACGGUCCACCUGACCGUCAUCCGCUUCGUGGGGCCCGGCAAGCACGGACACGCCGGCGUCCAGACGGCACGCGCCGACGAUCACGCCGACGGGGAGGUGUCCGUCGUGGUGGACGAUCCCGACGAGUGCUGCAUGGCGGCGCUCCAACGCGAGUACGUGGCGAAGGAGCUCGCGUCGUACGUUGAGAAGGUGGUGGGCGGCGCGGCGGACGUGGUGGAGGCCCUGCGCAGGAUGGCCGGGGCGUACGCGCUGGUCGUGGUGGGGCGCGGCGGAAGGCAGCCGGCGGAGCUGCUGGGCGGGCUAGAGUGCGGGGAGAUGGGCCCAAUCGGGGAUAUCCUCGCGUCGGACGAGUCGCUGGAGAUGGGCUCCGUGAUCGUCCUGCAGCAGAAGAAGGCCGUGUCGACGGCGUUCGGCCUCGACCCACCACCAGCGGGAACGGCGGGGGUCUGA